AUGAUAGGCGCGACCUCCCUAAAACGGACUCCCAGCAGCGGACCACGUCGCCCCUCCCGCCCCCUCGCGACGCGGCGCAGCUGGGGUCGGAGCGGGGUGAACCCGGCGUGCGCCUCGGCGCGCAGGGGGUUAACAGGAGUUGGCUCUGAGCGGAGAGGCGGGGGUGCGCCCCCAUUGGUGGAAAGUUACCCGGGGGCGUGGCCCGCGAGUCUCCGCACCCCACCCCCAGCCCCGCACCGCCCCCCCCCCCCACCUCCACUUUGUACCUUUCUCGCCGCGGCAGCGAAGCGGGCCGGGACCGGCCGGACCAGACCAGAGCGGACCCCGGGGGCGAUGCGGCUGCUGCCCCUGCUGCGGACUGUCCUCUGGGCCGCGCUCCUCAGCUCCCCGCUGCGAGGGGGCUCCGGCCUCCGCCACGCCGUCUACUGGAACUCCAGUAACCCCAGGCUGCUCGGAGGAGACGCGGUGGUGGAGCUGGUCCUCAACGACUACCUAGACAUCUUCUGCCCGCAUUAUGAUGGGCCAGGGCCCCCGGACGGCCCCGAGACGUUUGCUUUAUACAUGGUGGACCGGCAGGGCUAUGAGGCCUGCCAGGCCCAGGGCCCGGGCGCCUUCAAGCGCUGGGAGUGCGCCCUCCCUUUCGCUCCCUUUGGUCCUGUUCGAUUCUCAGAGAAGAUUCAGCGCUUUACACCCUUCUCCCUUGGCUUCGAGUUCUUGCCUGGAGAAACCUACUACUACAUCUCGGUACCGGCCCCGGAGGGUUCUGGCCGCUGCCUGAAGCUCCAGGUGUUUGUCUGCUGCAAGGAGAGCAUGAUUCCUUCCUUCCUCUACUUGUUCGUUCAUUCACCAAAUCGUGGGCUCCCAGCGCCCUUCUUCCGGCAGGCCACUGCAGCUGGGGGCGUCGGGGGAUUCCCAGCGGUGACGCAGUAGGAGAAGGGCACCCUGGCUUCCAAGUAGCCAAUUGAAUCCUGGGGCCUGGGGCAUGAGGUCAUCAGCGCCGAUGCCCAUUGGUUCAGGCCUGGACGUGGGGUGGGGGUCCCCAUAGCAACCGACGGUGCGUCCGACCGUAACCCCGGAGAGUGGUCUUUGCCGGAGCUCCAGAGGCAGCUUGGGUGGUGUUUGGGUUGGGGGCGGGGAGGCGGGGUGGAGCCCAGACCCCCUCAGGUCCCGCAGCCCUGGCCCAACCAAGCUGCUGUGUUCUAGAGAUCUUUUUCUCACUCAAAGUAAUGGUCAGUGCCCCUCGCCCCGGGCAGGCAGAUUGGGGGCUGGGGGAGUACGGGCGACGGCGUUGGGGUCGCGGGCGCAGAGCCGCCGCCGCUCGGAAUGCUAAUUCCGAGAACCUCCUGUUCUGCAUCUCGUCUGCACCUCAUUUGCAUUCUCUUCAUUUAAGGUCAAAUUGAGCAGACAGCCCCACAUCCCAGCCCUGUCGCGCGUCUGUAUCCCGACUUUAUCCCUCAGCAGCUCCGUAAUCUCUCUCUUUCUCCAGUUCCUCACCCCACCCCUCUCCCAGCCGGCGGUGUCCCCUCGGGUGCGAGGGGGCGCAGCCUAGCAAGAGCGGAAAGAGAAGUCCGCCUCUCCCCCUGGACGUCUGCUGACAGAUGGGGAGGGCUGGUCCCUACGGCCUAGCGACUAAACUGACAAAGCAAAUGGUGGGGGAGGUGCCCGGGGCUGGGCGGGGGUCUCCGGGGCCAAGUCACCCACACGCCCAGCAGGGUGCUGGGACUAGGGCCGCCUGCUUGCAGCCAGGGGCGGGCCUGCCCACCUGUCUGGUGCCAGGACAGCUUCCUGCCUCCAAUUAAACGCUAAUGAGGUGUCAUUAACCCUUAGCUUGCCUGCCAGCCCUCAGGUGGAGUUUAGAUUCGUGGUCUCACCCCAAACCG
This is a messenger RNA of Acinonyx jubatus (cheetah), 1880 nucleotides long. It is a transcript of the gene EFNA4, whose product is annotated as ephrin A4. The transcript is spliced from 4 exons. The record is from RefSeq and is a predicted model, not a curated record. Gene Ontology annotation, molecular function: ephrin receptor binding. The coding region runs from base 1 to 930 and encodes 309 amino acids. Lineage: Eukaryota; Metazoa; Chordata; Mammalia; Carnivora; Felidae. Gene Ontology annotation, cellular component: plasma membrane. Gene Ontology annotation, biological process: ephrin receptor signaling pathway; axon guidance.